Kockovaella imperatae is the source of this 1245-nucleotide messenger RNA. Its product is annotated as Per1-like-domain-containing protein. The record is from RefSeq and is a predicted model, not a curated record. The transcript has 3 exons. Bases 1 to 1245 code for a protein of 414 amino acids. Gene Ontology annotation, molecular function: hydrolase activity, acting on ester bonds. Gene Ontology annotation, cellular component: endoplasmic reticulum membrane. Gene Ontology annotation, biological process: GPI anchor biosynthetic process. Lineage: Eukaryota; Fungi; Basidiomycota; Tremellomycetes; Tremellales; Cuniculitremaceae.
AUGAUCUCGGCGGCAUUGAAAAGACGGCGGACUGUCGUCCUACUUCUCAUACUUCUGGCCUGCCUGGUGCCCUGCGAAGCCUCUUCCGGCGACAGAAAUCCAACAUUCCAGCACUGUCUGAAAGGCUGCGUGUCGAAAAUCUGCGAAUCGUCAAACGCGCCAGCCCUGCCACCGUAUCUGUCACUGUUCAGAUGGACCUGUGAGGACAAUUGCAAGUACCAUUGCGUCCACAGCUUCACAGAUAAUAUUCCCAUCGGUGGGCAAUGGCAUCAGUUCUACGGGAAAUGGCCAUUCUAUCGAUUGGGGCCGAUACAGGAGCCUCUGUCUGUGAUGAUGUCUCUUGGUAAUUUAUACAUCAAUUUGAGGGGAAUCUUUGAGCUCAAACGACGAGUCAGAGAGGAUAACAAAUUGAGCAAGUGGUUGAAGUUGGCGGGAUGGUGUCAGGUCAAUACGUGGUUUUGGAGCACAGUCUUCCACACAAGAGAUACGCCUAUCACCGAGCGAUUGGACUACUUCUCAGCGACUAUCACUGUCGCAGUAUCCCUCCUCUACGCUAUCCUCAGAGUAUUCCACCUUCAAACCCCGGUUUCGACAUCACGCCUUGCCUGCCCAAUCUCUAUCGGUCUGGCGGUUCUCAUCAUGUCCCAUUUCACUUAUCUUCUGUCAUUCCCACUCGGUUCAUUUCCAUACGGUUAUCACACAAAAUUCGUCAUUGCUCUCGCCAUGGUCCAUAAUAUCAUUUGGAUUUUAUGGUCCUUAUCCUUCCAUAUAACGUUACCGACUCUGACCGUCAGAGGCACAGAGAUCCGCAUACCAGCCCCAUAUCCACCCAAUGAUCCCCGCAAGGUCGUACCUCCCACUGCCAACACACCGGCUUUCCUCGUUCUUCUCACCACCCUUGCAAUGUCGUUCGAAAUCCUAGAUUUCCCUCCUUUCCUCAGGAUAGCCGAUGCACACGCCAUAUGGCACGGUUGCACUAUCCCCCUCGCCGUCGCUUGGUGGUCCUUUUUCUGUACGGAUGCCAUUGACUUUGAAGGCUCCUUGCUCGACAUGCGAGGAGGCGGAGUUGGCGUCGGGAUGGACGAAAAGAUGCCAUUGUCUGGUGGAGCUGGCGGUCAUACUGGUCCAGUCACAAGGUCGAUGGCUGCUGAGUCACCUCGGACACCACUCGACUCAACAUCGCAGCUCGGCGCCAUCGUCAUGCCCUCAAGCUCCAAGUCGCCUGGGAAGGACAGAUUAGAGUAG